Molecule: messenger RNA, 1326 nt
Organism: Cylindrotheca closterium
Lineage: Eukaryota; Bacillariophyta; Bacillariophyceae; Bacillariales; Bacillariaceae
Source: the annotation of a GenBank genome assembly
AUGUCCACUGUAGAAGAUUCCAAGCCUGCUGCUGCGGCUGCGGCUGCCGCUACUGGAAAGAAUGCUCUGUUGGCUCGCAUUCAAGCUGCCAAGGCAAAAUCACAGCAAAAUUCCGUCAAACCAGCACCUACUGCUGCCGCUGCCGCUCCUGCCGAUUUGCUAGACUUUGGAACUCCUGCUCCAGCACCUGCUGCUACUACUGCUACUGCUGGAGAUUUUGAUUUGUUGGGAGGAAUGGAAGCAACGGCUCCAACGCCUCCUGCUGCUGCUUCUGCUGCAACACCAGCGGCCGGCGAUUUGAGUACCUUUGAAUCCUUAAUGGCCUCCACCACUACACCGCAACCGAAUAGUAGUCCAACCACAACCACAACAGCUACCACAACACCAGAACCAGCUGCAGUUCCAGCUCCACCUCAAAUUGACGAAGAUCUUCUCGCAUCCUUGCCCCCAGAAGAACGCGAGGCUCUUUUGGCCGAACAACGUCAAAUUUGGGAAGAAAUUGAACGCAAAAAGGCGGCGGCUCCCAAACCACUUACCGGAGCUGCGGCGAAGGCUGCGGCCUUUAAUCAACGCAGUGCUGCUUCCGUGGCGAACGUGGUGGAUACUCCGGCCUUUGCUCGACCACCAGCCCCCAAGACACCACCCCGAUCCAAUGUGAGUGCUGGAUCCUCUAAUACUGUCAAUUUGGGUGACGGAGAUGUUCCGCUACACGGCAGUGGACAAACAGACAAGGCAAUCAAGGAUGGUACUGCCUUGGUUGUUCAAUGCAUGAGCUGUAACAAUUGGAUGCAAGUUACCGGAGAAGCCAAUCUCAUGUUGUGUCCCGUCUGCGGUGUCGUCUGUCCCGUCGAAAAGACGGGAGCCACGGCUGACAUGACCACGGCAGCCCAAGUGGCGGCCGAUCAGCAACUCGCCGAAGAGCUUCAAAAGGAAGAAUACAAACAGGUGUCCAAUUAUAGAGAUCGACGACGAACUGAAAAUGCGGCUGCGGGCGGAGCUCCUGGUGGCCAAUCUUGGAUGGAUUGGAUUGCGGGAACUCCCACUGCGGCACCCGGGACAGCGGCUGGUGCUACGGCUCGUAGUCCUACGAACAAUGCAGCAGCAAGCCCUCGCAGUCCCAACGAACGACAAGGAUUGAUUGCUGGCAAUAGUGGUAAUGGUGGCAAUGGUAAUGGUGGUGCACGAGUGGCCCAACAACCCCAAAGUCUCUUUGCCUGUGUGGCGGAUUCCAUUACCACGGCAGCCGAACAAAUGACGGGCAUUCAAUUGUCAGAAGACAAGGAGGGUAAUGUUCAUGGUGUGGAUUCGUCUUCCCUUUUGAUAUAA